UAUAAAUAGAAUUAUUUUUGUUUGAACUGUUUUUUCUAGAUAUUUAAAAGGAGUCCAUUCGCUACACUCAUUAGAGAGAUUUUAUGUAAACCUGUGGUUUUCCCUUACGAGUUUGUGGACAAAAAACCGCAGACGCCAUUUUCAUGAUCGUAAUAGUAUGGCGUAGAAUGUUAUGUCUGUGACUGGGAUCCAUGUUUACGUUCAGUGAUGUGUGGAUUUUCUGACUUGGAUGGAGUUUAAACCGUUGUAUGGGAUACUCCCGUGUGAGCACUUUGCAGCUAUACUUGAGUGUCAGCUGUAAACAAUGCUAAUAUUUGAUAGAACAACAAGGAAGACAUGAAUCGAGAUGGAUCUGGUGUGUUGCAUUCAGAGCAUGAGUCCAGUGACACAAACACAAGUUCACUCAAUAACAGUUUGAGUGAAGAAGAGUUUUCUAUUGAGAGCUCAAAUCUUGACAGUGGUGGCUUAAAAUUGACCAUCUCAUGUCGCCGAAAAAGUUGUGAUAAUGAAGUGGACGAUUUCAGAGCCGUCAUGAGUCACUUGCCGCUUCAUAGCUCAGAUGAAUCAUCUAAGGACUGCAUGGAAAAAGAUUGUCAGGAACCACGAACGGGCGAAAAAUAUCUUCAAUCAACACCGCAGGUUGACGUGAACAGUUCAGAUGUGGAAAUACGACCAGAGGGAUAUGCAUGUACUGAUGAUUUACCUUCGAAUAAUGCCAUUGUGAAUUCUUCAGUUGGUAAGCUGUCAUCGGAGAGUGGCCAUACGAAAAAGCUUUCAAGCAGCGAUGUACAACCAGUGAGUGUUGUGGAAAGCUCCAACAUUAACUGUGAGCCUGUGUGCAUCUCAGAUGUUCCUCAGAAUACUAUUGAGGAAUUUCAGUCAAAAGAGUUUUCUUUGCCUCUUGAAUCAGAGGUGACAAAGCCACAGGAGAAUGUUAAAGUAACCAAACGUGGAAAAGUUUUGAACCAUCCACAUGUGCCUCAAUCGCAGGAUGUUCAAGACAAUUUGCUCAGAUUAGAUACUUUGCCAAACGUUUCCCCAGACAGUGGCAUCAUUUCACUGGAUGAAUCCCCUUUUGGAAACGAAUCUCCAAAUUCUGGAGCAAAUGGAGAGACAAGUGUUGAUAGUCAUCAUGGAACUCUCCCUUCCAGUGUGGCAUCAGCAAGUCAACAGUCUGACAAAAAGAGGGAUCCGCUGGAUAACACGGACCCCCUCUCUCAUCAGCUGUCAGAGCAGCUCAAUAAAAAAGAAACCCAUAUGGAAGUCGGAACUGUGUACUCACACAGUGAUGAAACUGUACAUGACAGCAGAAGACCUAGCAAAGAAAGCAACUCAUUGAAUGCUGCAUUGCCAUAUCCACCUCAGAGUGGGACCACGCAAACAGCUGAAACAGUGUGUGCCAUAUCUAGCGUAACUAACAAUGCCUCUGACACAUCAAGCAGGGUCUCACCCCUGCCUUGUGCAAGUGGCAUCAUCGUCUCAUCUCCACACAAAAUAAAUCAAACUUCUGGCAGGAAGAAGAGAGGAAGACCUCCCAAGACAAAGAAGACCUUAUUAUUGAAACACAAGAAGAGUAUGUUAUACAGUAGUGUUUUUGAUCGAGAGGCACCACCCUGUGAUACUAUUGAAACAGAUACAGCAGGUGAAAGGGAAGAAAAGAAAGGCAGCAUUAGGAAUGAUAGUGUGGAUGUGAUUAUGUGUAGGGAUGUUCGAAGUUCUGAUGCUUGCUUUGAGCCAGUAAAGAUUGGAACUGGAAGAAGUGCUGAUAAGGUUGCUCCACUCAGCGGCAAGAGAAGAGUUCUUGGAAGGCCAAAAGGAUCACUAGGUAAAAAGAAAAUUGCUGUUCUUGGAAAAGAAACCUUCCCUCAUAAAAUUGUUGAGAAUAAAGAUAAAAGUGCAGGUCAAAUUAAGCGCCCAAGGGGACGACCGAGGAAAAACCCUGUUCCUGUUCAAGAUUUUGCUGUAGGUGAUAUUUCUGUGCCUGUUGCGCCCAUGAAAGUGAAACCCAAGAUGAAACGAAAAUGUGGACGUAAAAAGUUCUUUACUCAAAGGAAAAAGAGAACUGUGCCAGUACAAAGUCAGCAGGAAGCAGUACCCUUGGUUAAAGAAGGUAAUACCUUGAAGAAGUCACCUUAUAAAAAAGCUAAACUUUCUCAAGUUGGUUCAACACAGGCUGCAUUGUCUUCAUCUUCAAGAAUCUCAAAAGAUCUGUCUGUGAAUACAGAAUCAAGUGAAAAGGUUAGAGAACUUCCUGAGAAAUCGUUGUUUCAAGAUAAAGAUAAAGACUUUGAUGCUUUGCUAAAGAGUGUUAAGUCAUCGAUUGACAGUCAGUUCCCUUCAGAGGAAGAAAAUCAUGAAGUUGUGUCAAGCCUCUCUUUUGAUAAUCCUUUCAAAGUUGCGCAUCCGCCCCCGUUUCCUAAAGUGCCUCAGCCUGCACUUGGGAAACCUGUAAAGACUAAAGCCAAGAGACCCAAGUUACACGUCAUGAUGAGGAGGACCAAACGAAAGAAAAAGAAGAAGCCUCUGGUUAGCAAACCUCCCUCAGAGCCUGCCCCUCCUCUAAAAAAGUUGGGUAUGUUCAGUACUGUUUCUCCUCAAAGAAGAUUUGGGAAAUUUAGUUCUGCUCCACCUGAGAAAAGUGUGGGGAUGUUUGGUUCAGGAACGUCCCAGAAAAGACUGUCUUUCUUCACGUCACGCGUUCAGCCCUCCAAGAUUCUUGCGUCAAGUCGCCUCAAUGUUUUCCGCUUAGGCACUGGUGUGGAAACCCAGCACAGGUCAACUGACAUGGAACACUCUGAUGGUUCUGAUAGGAAAGGAAGAAAGAGACACCGUCUUCUAUACCGCAAGUCAAAGCAUAAGAACAUCAUUGACCCAGUUUUUGCUGCUGAGCUGGACAUGUUAAUUAAAGGACUUGGACAUAUGGCAGUAUCAGAAAACCAGGCUGAUAAUUUCAUAAGAGUUCGUCCUGGUGAAAUGCCCCUACCAUCAAUAUUUAGAGUCAUUAGGAUAGAUGUCAAUAGAAAACCUAAAGAGCGUCCACUCCAAUUGGAUACGGUUAAUAUGGAUAAAUCUAAACUUUUAAAAACAAGAAAAGAGACUCCAUCACCGUAUGAUGUACCUUCAUCUACUGCUUUCAAGCCGAUAGGGAGUAAUAGGAGUAUUAGAAAGAAAAGUUCAUCUGAUGUUGCUCCCGAGCAGCAAGAUAGUUCUUACAUCAGUGACUCCAGUGACCAAUGGUUGCCACCUAAGAAAAGACAUCGCCUUGUGAACAUUGAUGCAACACAGGCACUGCCAAAGCCAUCACUGCUGCAAAACAGCUCUUCUGCAGUUGAAAAGAUAGAGGAACAAACUGCAGCAAACAGACGGAGGGCUAGAAAAUCCAAAAAGUUUGGGCUGGAGGGCAGUAAGCAAGGUGACAAGAUGGCUCCCAAGGGCCUUGGCCAACAGUUUGUAGGCCAGGAGCUGACCAUUGACACCAGCAGCUACACUACAGGCGGUUCCACCAACUACACACCUUCGCCUUCGUCCUGUCCCAGUCGACUCUCUACCCGCAGCUCUACGUUGCAAUCACUGUCAUCCCCGUCCCCGACAGGCUCCUCAGUGGCUGGCAGGAGGCACCAGUCGAGGAGCUCAUGUGUAUUGACUUGUCCAGUUCAUUCAAUGUCCUCCUCUGUGGAAGACAAAUUGACUUGUGUUGAAUGUCAGCUUCUGGAGCAAUCUCUCUCACCCGGUGUUUGCCGUUCGCGACCGAAUUCAUCGGCACAGUUACACAGCGGUUCCAGCAUUCCCUGUGACCGCUUGGUCAGUAGCUGUGAACCCAGUCCAGUGCAAAAGACUUCUCAGUCUGCCAUAGAGAAAUCAAAUACAAGGGGCUCACGGAAACGACGAAAAUCAUCCAAUCUCUCAGGAUAUGAUUCAGACUCAUCGCCUCCCCGACUGGAGAAAACCACAGCACUCUCACCCCAUCUGUAUCAAGACAAUGAAGUAUUCUCAGAGCCCCCAGAGAUCACAAACUCUCCAUCUAAGACCUGCUUGUCACCAAGAAAGCUGGCAACUCGCAAUUCUCUUUCAUGUGCUGAAUCUAUUGCAAGUCCUCACUCUUUGAGGAACAAAGACGUUGUUUCACCUAAGAGGAUUCUAAGACCUUCAUCGUUCCCUCUGAAGUCAAGGACUGGGUCUAUCUCAUGUAAAACCAAACUGUGCAAUAAUCGGAGUAGCUCUGGUGCGAACAAGUCAGCAACUGGGAGCUCUUUGUUGUCGGAAUAUGAGCCAUUGCCGCUUGACCACUGCACCAAACGCAAACUGGUGGAAGAAAUCAAAGCUGCUAUUGCAAGUGAAAGCUCGGAAAGCAGCUCGUCCAGUGAUGAGGAUGAUAAUAUUGUUGUUGAUCCGUCCCAGCCUUCAUCCGGACAACCCCCACGCAAGCGAUUCCAGCGAGUUGGGCUGUUCUCUGAUUUCUACAAAGAUGAAGAGCCAAGGAAGCGUUGUGAAAACAUGGUGAAGUGCCGUGACAAGCUGGUCUAUAUCAAGGAAGAGCAUGAGUUUGGCCUCAUGCCCCAGCCAGUGCACAUUGGCAGCUUCUACAUGAUGCAAGUCUGGGACUUCCAGCUGCCAUAUGACAUUUGGUGGCAACACCAAAACCAAAUGUUACCAAAGAAACCUGAGAUGAAAACAAAAUUCCGCAACAUAAGAACAAAUGUGUAUUCAGAUAGCAAAGUGAGCAACAGGAAAUCUGAGGUUCCGUUGUGCAACUGUAAACCCCCACCGGCAGGUGGUAAAGGAUGUCUUGAUGACUGCCUAAAUAGGAUGAUCUACACAGAGUGCUCCCCUGCCAUGUGUCCCAUGGGGGAGAACUGUGGCAAUCAGAAGAUCCAGAAACAUGAGUGGGCUCCAGGCUUAGAGAAGUUCUUAACAAAGGACAGAGGUUUUGGAGUGAGGACAAACUAUGCCAUCAAAAGCAGCCAGUUUAUCCUUGAGUAUUUGGGAGAGGUGAUCAGUGAGGUGGAGCUUCGGCGCAGGAUGAUGGAAGAGUACUCUGAGGAGUGCCACCACUACGCACUUCACUUGGACUCUGGUUGUGUCAUUGACGGUUACCGUAUGGGCAACAUUGGACGCUAUGUGAACCACUCCUGCCAGCCCAACUGUGAGAUGCAGAAAUGGAAUGUGAAUGGACUGUAUCGUAUGGUACUGUUUGCCCUGAGGGACAUUGAGGCUGGGGAAGAGCUGAGCUAUGAUUACAACUUCGAUCCCUUUAAUCAAGAGACUCAGCAAGAAUGUCGCUGCAGAAGCACCGAGUGCCGAGGAGUUAUUGGAGGAAAGACUCAGAGAACAAACAGUAUUAUGAAUAAACCUGAGAAAGUCUUGGAAGACUCCAAGGACAAAAGGAAGAACAAAGUGAUGAAUCGCAAAUCCAAAGAUAAGAUGCAGCCCCCUGAAAAUGUUCCUGUCCUGCCUAUGGCAAAACCCAUGACUUUGAAGGAACGCUGUUACGCACGGAAGCACAGGACUUUCCUUGUACGGAAUGUGGACAAAGUUCGCAACCAGCGGCACCCUGGGCAGGACCUGCCUGCUGUUGCCAAGGAGGAGGUCAAUCCCCUGGAUUGUGGCAAUAUUGGUACUCUCUCACCUGAUCUCAUGCUUGCUCAUCUGAAUGAAAGGUCGAUCAAGACUAGGCUUGCUGCUUAUGCCAAGGACACUCCUGAAAUGGCAAGGAGACACAGAUUAGCUCAGAUCAUGGACAAAAUGCUGACAGAGCUUUUGUCUCUGAAAGAUGAUGAUGGAGACAGUCUAGUGACUCCUCUGAUGUCUCUUCCAUCUCGCAAGAAGCAGCCUCAGUAUUACCAGGUAGUCAGAGAACCAAUCGACAUGUCUAUGAUCAAACAGCGAGUGAAGACUGGCUACUAUGAUCACCUCAGCUCCUUCAAUGCAGAUGUCAUGCUGCUCUUCGGCAAUGUGGAGCUUUAUUGUGGGCCCAAGUCUGACCUGGGUCAGAUCAUCCUGAAGUUAAGGCGGAUCUUCAAUUGUGUGAAGCACGACGUGGCACCUCAGAUAGACGAGCUGCUGGGGCCCAACACCACCAAGAUGUGCAUGGACACAGAGUUGGAGAAGCUGGAGCAAGCCUCCUUGCCAGCUGAGCCUGAGGAAGACAUAAUAAGGUGCAUUUGUGGAGUAACAAGAGACGAAGGACUAAUGUUGCAGUGUGAGAAAUGUAUGAGAUGGCAACAUUGUGAUUGUGUCCAGGCCAGUGGAAAAGAAGAACAUUAUUUGUGUGAUCGUUGUGAACCAAGAUAUUAUGAUCCAGAAAUUCUACUGGUGCCACGACCGACUGAUGCCAUGCCUGACUGUACCCACUACAUGACCCUGGUGAAGGAUGAUGUCCAAUAUGCUGUGGGCGACUGUGUCUAUGUAAUGCGGGACUGCAAGCGGACAGCUACGGGAACCCCACUGCGCUCGUCACAUCGGCUGAUGGCCUCUGUGAACCCAGACAAGCUGGAUAUCUUUAGGCUGGAACAGCUCUGGAAAGACCCAAAAGGUGAAAGGUUUGCCAGUGGCACACCAUAUUUGAGGCCGCAAGAAACCUUUCAUGAACCUACAAGAAAGUUUUAUCAUAAUGAGCUGUUUCGCACUCCUAACUUUGAGAUCAUCCCUAUGGACCUAGUGAUGGGAAAAUGUGUAGUGAUGGAUCCAAACACUUUCAGCAAGGGCAGGCCUAAAGGGGUGAAGGAACAGGAUGUCUACAUCUGUGAAUAUCGUGUUGACAAGACAGCACAUCUCUUUCAUAAGAUUCAAAAGAUCUGGUAUCCUAUCAAUACAGGGAAAUUUUGUUUCGAUUGGUUUGAAACAAAAUUGAGCAUAAAACGAACUUAUUCUCCACAUGAAGUUCCAGAAGAAUAUAAGCGCAGGGCAGAGCGCAACAUGGCAGCAGUGAAUCCUUCCAGGAUGGAAAGUUUCAAGUCUGAGGACAAAUUAGAGACUCAGAAGACGGUGAAAACCCAAGCCCUUCUCCACAGCAAGCUCAAGGUGGACGAGAGCAUCAAGAAUGAUCUCAAACUGAAAGCUGAAGUCAAGGUAACAGUUAAAAAAGGCGGAGCCCACAAAGUAGAAGGAGUCCGGCCGGUCAGGGUGCAACUGUGUCAACCCCCUAUGGACCGUGACACUUUGCUGAAGAUACAGCAAGACAAGGUCAAGCAAAAAAAGAAAAACUUGGACAAGAUUAUGCUGAAGCUGUUGAAUAGUGUCCCCGGGAAACAAAGGAUUGAUCUCACAUAUCUUCUUGAUGAAGGGAAGAGAGUCAGGAAAAAACCUGUCAAAUGACAAAAGUUUGUAAUGUACUGAAUAUCGUCGCCUCAGAACUAUUUUGUCCAAAGUGUACUUAUUUAAAGAGGGCACUUUGGACAGAGUGGUUCUGAGGCGACGAUAUGUUGAACUAUGUUGUGCGGUAAAGGUUUGGGAAAAUGAGUGCUAGUAAUCAUGGAAGUUCUUUGUACAUGAACUGAUAUUUCGCGAAGGUUUGAUGAUCACUUUUUGCCAUGGUGUGCGUCCAUUAGCCUCUGACCACCUUGUGUUACCUUUUUUUCUGAUAACCACAGUAGUUCUCUUAGACGGGUGCAAAUAUUUGUACAUAAUACAAUACUGAGUAUGGUGCUGCUUGUGUUUGCAACUACUGACUUUAGGGCACUUGAAUGUUGUAAUUAGGUGCUUGGAAAACAUCCACGAGAGGGCAAUCACUCCUUGAUUUAAUUAUUGAAGAUGCAGAGAAAAGUCGUCCAGCUCACAUUUACUGUUUAUUGGUGCAUAUCAGUAGCAUGUUAUUGCAAGGGAUUUCUGCUUGUGGGCAAGCAACAGUUCACUGCAGCAAAUGUUAGGUUUGAUGAAUUGCAUGUAUUUGGUUCGUUUUGAGUAGCCAUUUGUCUUACAUAGCUUUGAAGGUGAAAGGUGAACAAAGGUGAUGGCAUCUCAUAGUGAUGGGUCAGAUUGUCUUUUUAGAAUUGCAAUAUUUAAGACAUCUCCAGUGUUUGUUGUUUAUGUAUGUCAGCAUUUGGGUCCUCAAUUUAGUGAAUAUAAUUAUUUGCUUUCCUCUCACACUUGCAUAUACAGUCAUGAAAAUCGGUUUCCCCAUGCCAUGUUAUCAUAGGUAACAGCAACGCAAUAGCAACUGAGAUAUAAAAGAAAUUGCGCUUCUUGCGAUGCCUUUAGUAUUUAAGGACACAGUUAAAAAGCUCUGGAUAAAUGUUGAGGUUUGAGUUUAUGAAUAAACUUCACAGUUCCCAAUACACUGUUCACCCAAUAGACCUGAGCGUACACAUGUGUGUGGCUAAUUUUACCCUCAGUUUGUCAAAGGCUCACCUCAGUGUGCAGAGGUGUUUACCUGAGGGGCUCAUAUUCUGAAGGGGGUGGGUGGGAUUAGAAGGAAGGAAUGAUAGGAAAGGAUUCGGUGGGUUAAAGUUUUGAUGAAGCAAUGACAUUUCUUCUCUGAGAUUAUGUUCUACUUACAAGAUUUUGUAUCAUCUUGAGUGUAAGUACCAUAUUUUUAAUUUUAGUGCUGAUAGUCUCAAACAUUGAGGAACAGCUUUCGCAAACUGAUGUCAAAUUGAUCUUUUGAGUGGGCUCUCUAAUCUGUCAGUUUUAUCUGAUAAGUGGUCUGAGAGCUUCUAUGAAAUCUCCUCUUUUUGUGCUAUCUGUGUCAUUCCUGUCUGUCAUCCUUUUCCUAGCUCUGUGUGACCAGGUUGUGUCAGUGUGCCUGUCUUUGAUUCAAAUGAGUAAACAACACUUUUCUUUCCUGUUGUAUUGUGUAAUGUUUUAUUGUAAAUAUGAGCCUCUAGACAAAUGAAAUAUUCUCUUACUUUUUUUUUGUUGGUCUUAGUUUUUCGAUCACAUCGGCAUGAUUUAUUAUUAGGGUGCUUAUGUCAGUUUUAGGUUGGGGCUUCUAGUAUUAAUAAUUAGUGUGACGUCAACGAGAAAUCACUGUCCCUAGGUUCCUUUUGUUCAUAUAAAAAGUCGUACAUUUAAUGUUUGUGUUUGUCUUAAUUGUCGCAGAUUUUUGGAAUUAUUUUUCCAACUGGGGAGUACGUGAGUACGUGUAUCUACAGGUCAAGAUAGCUGAAAUGGGGAAGUUUAUAAUCUGUGGCAUCCCUUAAAGGAUUGUUGCUGAAUUGUAUAGGGUUCUGUUGAAACAUGGCUUUUUCUAUAAUCAAGGCUCUUUACCAAAGACGAGUUGGCUGCUGUAACAAUCACAUUUGUGAACAAUUUUUUCUAACAUGUUGUAGACCUUUUCCAUGCGCAAGAGCCCAAAAUAACCAUGGUCAGUUGCUUCACUCAGUUUGACUAUUUCAAUCUCUUUGUGUGAUUUUUCUUUCUGUGAAAAAUAUUACAAUCAGAUUCAAAUGAUAUUAUGUUUCUGAUGAUAAGAUGUCGUGCUAUUAAAUUUUAACAUCUGUUUUCUCAAAAAGGAACAGAUAAAAAAAUUUCAGCUUAAGUAUAAUGCUCUCAUUUUUUUCUUGAAUGAAUCUGUGCAAGAUUUUGUUUGCGUAUUCUUUAGUUUCUGAGAUAAUGCAAAGAGAAACAAACUCAGUUUUGAAAAAUGGCAACAUGGUUGACAUUAUGACUGAAUGGUUUAUAUUUGACAUGAAUAGUAGAGCAUUUACAAAUAUUUUUUCUUGGUAGAAUAACUGAGUGGUAAAUAUAGUUAGUUAUCUUGUAUUAACAGAACUAUUUUGAGGGUGUUAAUCUUUUGAAAGCAUUUUGAUAAAUUGAGAGGCACAUAAGAUUAUGUUAGAAUUAUAGCUGGACCUUACAAAUAUUAGAACAUUUCUAUAUGUGGUGGAGAUGGAUCAGUAGGUGUGUUAGACAAGAAGCAGUUAUCUAUCUCUAUUUCAGUCAUGGCUCAGUGUAUGGCUGUUUUCUUCUUUCUUAAAUGAAGUCAGGGAGAACCUAGCAUUUAUUUUGUCUUCACUGACCACCUAAUAGCUAGUAAAAAAAGGCAACUGCCUUUUGUUUGAUGAUGAAUAAAUCAGGGCAAAAAUUUGGUAAUUUAAUAUUUUUUAACUAGUUUUCCAAAAGAGGUUCAUCGGAUCAUAGCAUUUAUGCAGUUGCUGUCAUCAAUUUAGCAAUUUCAUUGGAAAAAUGAGUAUCAAACAGUGCACUCAUUGUAUAAGACUGAAAACUCUUAGAACAAUGGUUCACUUCUGCAAUAUUGUAAACGCUUGAGACAAUUGCGUUGUCUCUGUGUCUUGCUUUUUUUUGCUCUUGUAUCUUUAGACUCUGCACUGUCAGAAAAUUAUAUAACAUUAGAUGAAAUUUUCUGCCACCUGUGAAAAAAAGUGUUCCUGACAGUUAUUGUCAUUUUUUGACAUGCAUAAUUAUUCCCUGUAGAUGUGGAUUGACAUUUUUUUUUUCUUCUUUUAUUUUUAGGAGAUAUGAGUGUUCGUUUUUGCUUCAACAAAAUUUUGUGAAAAAAGUUAACAAGUGUUCCAGACUACCGAUACUGUUCUUAUUUUUGCUUUUGCAUAGCAUACAAUUUUAGGAAAUAAUGUGCAGCUUUGUUUUGUAAUGUAGUCGUAACAAUAACUGAUGGCAGACAUGCUAAAAAUGUUGUACGUGGCUGAAAGUUUCAGAUCAAUGUAUUUUCAAGUGUUAGGUAUAUUAUUAUUCCAUAAGCACACGUCCGUAUAUCUGUUUGCAAGUGUUCUAUGUUUUCAGCUGUGUAUUUAUUUUUGGUUCCAAGUGACAAUCACAGCUCAGCUAAUAACUAUUUUUAUUAAAUAAUGCUUUGCUGCUACGGUGUAAGACCUUAUUUUAAGGCCUGGUGUUUGUACUUUGGUGUAAUAUUUAUGGAUAACUUGAUCGACUUGCCAUACACAUGUGGUGUGUUUGUUUAAUUUUGCUGGUUGGGACUGUGAGGUUGCUACUGGUUGCAAGAAAACGUGACAAAGUUUUGUGGUGAACAUUACUUUUCUUUAAAGCUAGGACUCUCAGUUUAUUUGUGGAAAGGAGUACUAGUCUAGGUGUAGGAAUCCUGAUGACUGAAAGCGAUUUGAAGUUUACAAUAAGCUGUAACUUAACAGUUUUAGAAUAGAUCUUUAUGUGGGUCUCUUCCCCUUUUGAUUUCACAGCUGCUGUCAGCACAGUGUUGUCUUUUUGUUGCAAAUAUGGGAAUGAUCUGUUGUUUGCACAUACUCUUGCAUAUGUCAAGUGGAAUACAUUAUAAUGGAAUAGUUUUCUGUAUUACCAUGAUUUCAGCUUCUCGUGGGAUAGCUCAUAUAAAAACAUGAUGUGGACAGAAGUUGCUAGAUCCUGUGAGAUAGUGAAGUUUCAUUUUGUAAACUGAAUGAAAGGUGCACUUCUGCACUAGGCUGAUGUAAACACUUUUUUUUCUUUGUGAAUAUUCACAAUCAAUUUGCUAUUAUGACUUUUUACAUACUGGAGAUUGGCAACCCCCCCAUCCCCCCAAAAAAACCCAAAAAACAAAACUGGUUCCGCCCCUAAAACAAUUAUUAUUCUCAUAUUCAGCAGGUACAUAAAUUGUUUGCUGUGUUUUGGAAAGCAUGGACUUCAGUAACCAAAGACUUACCCUGAAAUUGUAAAUUAUAGUGAUGUUGGAAUGAGAUAUUGUGUUUCUAUAUAAUAAGACAAUAUCAUUUUACACCCUGAACUGGUUGUGCUUUUUUCCCUCGUUCUUCAUUUAUUUUUGCUUGCAUUUUUUCCAACAGUUAUAUGGUUUAAAAACUAAAUGGACAUGCUGAUCCAAACCGGGAUAAUUUAUUUACUCCUAUUUUUGUAUAUGAAGGUAGUAAUUGUACCAUACUUUUCCCGAUAUCGGCAUACCACAUACAAUGGGCUUUCGAUUUAUUUUGGUCAUGUUUUUUUGUUCAGAAGAAAGUUGUUUGAAUUUUGGAGCCUGUUGCUCCCGUGCUUUGGCAUAUCAUUUAGAUUUUUUAAAAAGCAGAAUUACUACUGGUGUAGCAUGGUGAAGCUCUUUACUCCCACCGGUCAGCGUUUAUGCUAUUGAGUGCUAAUGGUGUAGAGUUACUUACCAUUGUAAUAUUUUCUUUGUGUCUGAAUGAUGCACCCUCCUUCUCGUGAUGGUUCAAAGUCUAAUAUCGAAACAGGAGUUGGGUAAAAGAGCUUUGGAAUUUGUAAAAUCCUUCAGGAUGAUGAUGGUACCUUAUAUUCUGAAGUCGAAGAACUUUUCUGUGGUGACAAACUUGUACUUAGAUGAACUUAACAGGUAUUAUGCUUGACAAUUCAGCGUUUUCAAAGGAGGGUAAAAUGAAAUAGCUCACAAGUGCUUGGUUUUCUCUUGGUUGAAAAAUAGUUUUAAAAAAAAUGCUCUUUCAAAUAGUUGUUGUUUGUUCCCUGUCAGCCUUUCUGUCUGCUUUGAUGAAGCUUAUGUCAUGAGUAGACAGAUUUCAAAGAAAGUAUCGAUGGGUAGUUCUAGUAUUUCAGUAAAUUUUGUUGCCUGUGUAUUUAUACGCAUUGUAUAGUGGUCACUAAAGGAAGUCUUGUACUGUUAAAAGACAUUGCGGGUGGAAAAAAAUAUGUUGUAAAAUAAAAAUCUCUUCCAUCAGUUUUAGUAUUCAGUGUAUGGUGUACGUCAAUGGACAAUAAUUGAAAGAAAAAUCUUUUUGUAAAAUUCUAGGAUAUUGUCAUGCACAUGUUAUAUUACGUAUUAGUACACUCAAAGUAAGGAGAAGAGAGAAGGUGGAUAGACUUGUGUGUCUGAAGCAAUCUCAAUGAAUAUUUCUGACAACUUUGAAUAGCACAAUACAAAUCUGUUGCCAAAUGUAUUAGCAGUUAUCUUAAUCAGUAAUUUCUUGGUAACCUUCAUGUAGGGGAGAAAAGAGGACAACUCCCCCCCAAAAAUAAAAAAAUCUAAACUAUUAAUCUCCAAAACAAUUUUACGAAACACUAAGAAUACGUUAUGAAAGUCACAUGCACAUUUUUGAUAAAGUGAGUUUAAAAAAUGUGAAGAUAUAUCUUUUUUUGUUAAAAAAAAAAAUUGAGGACAAGGGACAGUAGGGGCCUAUACCUUUUAAUUUUACAAUUUAGUUUGUCUCUUACAUUUUCAUAUUUAUUCUUAGAUGAAGCUCUAGAAAUUUUUAUACUGAAUGGAAACAAAUCAAUAUUCUUACUUUUUGGGGUUGUUGAUUUUCAAAACACCCACACUGUCCCUUGGGAAACUAUUAAUUAAUUUGUAUAAAUCACUGAUUUUACAUGGCACAGACAUCUGGCAUGGGUAUGUGUGCAUGUUGUUUGGAAAGCUUACUGUCUUUACUAAAGUAAAGUGUACUUUUCACAUUGAUUUGUGGAAGUUUUGAACAGAAGUAUGAUUAAAAUUUUUAUCAUUUUGAUGUGUUUACUUUAAGCUUUCAAAUGUAUGGUUUUCGAAGCAAUAUGCUGUGUUUCUUCCGAAGCUGAUAGAGCUUUCAUUUACUCCGUGAUUUAUUUUUGUCUGAAAAAAAGAAAAUCGCUCUCUUGUUUCAGUGUGAAAAAUAUCUCUUUCCAAGGUUUGAUGAACCUAGGUGGUAUUUCAUUUAUACACCUGGGAAUUUUGUUUGGACUUUAAUUUUAUCCAAACAGGUUCUUGUAAAGUUUUUGUCCUUGUUGUGUGCAUCAUGCUUGCAAACUGGUGAUUUCCCCCCCCCACCAAUUGUGAAGUGAAUUGUAAGUAGGUUUCUUGUGAUUGAAUCAUUUCAAGAUUACAAGGCAUGUUUAUAAAGAAGACAUUUACAAUAUGAGUUUUCUUUUUGUUUGUGUCUUAUCUGGGUUGUCAUGUUCUUUUUUCUUUCUUUCCGGAACGUUUACAUUUUGCUUUCGCCCUUGAGGUAUUGAGUGUCAGUUUAACCUUUUCGUAAUGCCAAAAUUAAAUAAGCCAGAGAGGUGAGCAGAGUAAGUCUGAUUCCUUGUAAAGACCUCUCUGUUGACACCCACCCCUUGGCGCUCAUAUGACCGUAUGCAGUUGCGAGCGCCAUAAAACCCUCUACUAAGAAGAAGAAAAUGAAAUAUCACGCUUGUUUGACAAAAAACCCAGCUGUGAAACAAUAACAAAAUCAAAUCCAAAUGAAGUUCUUAUAGCCGUGACAGCUUCAUUGUAACAUCUGUUGAAAUUGGUAUAAAAUUCAUUUUCUGCGCUUGGUGUGCUAUCAUCACAUCGCGUGAACCUGAACUGUUUGCAUUACCCAUUUCAUCUUGACAUCUGUGUGAUUAGUGAGCAUGUGGCUUUUGAAACGAAAUGAUACCCACCUUGCUUACAUUGGUUCAUCUAAAAAAGGGGAUUCCCUUCUACCUUUCUAUCACUUUUCUUUCUCUCUUUUCCUAUCAUCAUUGUAAUGUAAUGCUGUGAGCAGAUGUUGGACUUUCCUAUGCAAGAAAAACAAACAUGAUGGUAAAUGUUGACCUUUGAUAUCAUAUGUACAUACCUGUUACCUUGGUUUCUGUUGGUUCUGAGCCUGUGAACUUACCUACUAAAUUUUACUUCUUUGUUGAAAUUGUUUGAACUCAUUUGUACAUAGUUCAUAAAGGUAGCAUUCUCUUCAUGUAGGUUUCCUCUGUCAUACCUGUUUCUUUUUGCCCCAUCAGUUUGUCAAGCAUUACACUCUAUUUACUUAAUGUUACUUUUACACUUACUCAAUGUGUAGUGUUGGAGUUGUUCUGGUAACCUAUUUCUCACCUUUAUAACGACUGACUAAAUGGACAUUUUUUUCAUUCUCAGACUUGUUUAAUUGUGGUCAGCCUCGUAUGAAUAUCCUGUGAAUUUUGGUAGAUUAUGUGAUUUAUACAAUGUCCCAGAGAUGAAGGUUGAGUUUGAAGAUGGUACUCCUCCUUGCUCUCAGCACAUGCUGUUCCACCACUGAUACUCCUAGGCUCGUUUUCAUAGUUAAUAGGCUUAGAAUAGUGGGGAUCUUUCUUUUCAAGUUUUUUUUUAUAGGAGAGCAAGAACUCUAUAAUUGUAACAGUGAAGUCUUCACAUCAUCUUCACAAUUAUGUUUUUUUUUUCCCAUUUAACUACUAUUAUGAAAUUGCAACUAAGAGAUAUUUGUGAAGUUUGACAAGCUUGUCCAGAGCAUAGUGGCAGAACAUGCUGACUGUCCACAAUGCUUUGAGAAUGGCGAGGUUCUUUCUCAUGGGUUUGAGCUUGAACCCGCCUGGCCAGAAUCUCCUGUGAAUUUUUUUUUUCUUUUUUUUUUGGUUUAAAAAAAAUUAUUGUAAUUCUUCAUUGGCUUUAUUCCUGCCAAAGGUACAGAAUUCGGUAGAGACUUGACCGAUCGUUUCUGUGCUCUAGUAAUCUCCCUUGUGCAUUUUGUGAAGGCUUGUUCUCCAUGUGACAGGCAGUCUGUCAGUGCACAUACGGGACGUACAACCCAGACAUUGAAAGAGCUGAGCAGAUUCUCACUGUUUGUCAAUCGGCUCACCUUGUGAUCUUACCACCUGGGGAGAAGAUUGUUUAUACAAAAAGUGCUCCGGAGAACACUUUCUUGUUUUGUUGUUUGGGUUGGAUUUGCAUGGAGCGUGCAUAUGUGCUUUACUUGUGGCACGUCAUGGCUGGGCUUGCUUCAGUUUCCCAAGUGAUGGGUAUAGUGACUAAUAAUUAGAUGCUAGAAAGGCAGCAUAAUGUUCAUGGGGUUUUAUGCCAUCUGUGUAAGCUACUAUAACAUAUAAUGCACAUAUGGUUGUUUAAUUUUGGUUGUUUAUUUCUGCUUCGUCCCUUAAUGUAAAAAUAUAAUUGACUGAAUAUGUACCUUCUCACCUGUUGGUUUCAUUAGAUGUGUUUUGUCUGUUGCUCAUGCUACACAUGUUUGGACACUUUCUUGUAGGUCCAUCUGUAUUUCUUGCACAGUGAUUUAACUCAUGUAGGACUGUAGUCCAGAUUUGGAAUGUGAUGAAAGCUGUGUAUCUUUACAGUUCUUUGUGUACUGAACUUUUAUACUUUCAACAGCAUUAAAAGAAAAUGUUAAGUGCGGGGGGAAAAAGUGGCUUUAAAUAGUUGCAGAAAAUUGGUGAAAGUAAGAUGUUUUGGGACAAUUACUGGAGUCGGUCAGGGGGUUAUUGCACUUGAGUGGCAGUAAUUGAGAUUCCACCUUCCUUUCCCUAUAGCUGUCUCAUUUCAUGAGAUUGUUACUGUAACAGGUAACUUCUGUACAAUGUGUGGUGGUAUAGUCUCUGAAGCUUUGUUGUAGUAGUCCUUGUAAUGUGUGAAACCUGUAGGUAGGAGAGCUUUCCUUGUACAAGAUUGUUGGUGGUUACUACAAGGGCUCUGCUUGUUAAGUAUUGAAAGCCUGACCCAUGCAGACUACAUAGUGGUACAGAAAUCUGCUGUACAGCUGUGAUGAAUGUUACUCCAUGUUUUGUUUUUUUUGGUUCCCAGGAACACAUAACUUACAAUGAUGUACAUGUAUCCAUAUUUUGUGUGGUUGUACAGGCUGUAGUGUAGGAUUUUCCCGACUGGCGGCUUGGACAUGUUUUUUUUUUUUCUUCUUCUUUUUGUUUGUCUCCAUUGGUAGUUGAGAGCUGUUCCCUCUGUAAUUUUUUUGCUCUCUACCUUUGUCAACAUACACUUUACACAUGCUCAUGAAUUGUACAUACCCUUUAUGAUGAUGAUGAUGUGUUAGCAUAAUGUGUUCUGGUAAUCUCUCGUUCAGUCCUGCAGGCAUGGCCUAUUGGUUCAGAAAAGACCCCCUCCUCUCUCAACUCCCCCCUCGUCUACUCUUUCCCCCCGUUUUAUGUGUCCGUGCGUUUGUCUGCACCACUGCCAUGACGGUUAUACUUUAUUGUGAUUAACAUACAAUGAUGAUUGUAAGUAAAUCUUGAUACCUUCAAAAA
Aplysia californica (California sea hare) is the source of this 16818-nucleotide messenger RNA. RefSeq names its product histone-lysine N-methyltransferase ASH1L. The transcript is spliced from 25 exons. Gene Ontology annotation, molecular function: DNA binding; protein binding; chromatin binding. Gene Ontology annotation, cellular component: nucleus. The coding region runs from base 337 to 7314 and encodes 2325 amino acids. NCBI's taxonomy places the organism in Eukaryota, Metazoa, Mollusca, Gastropoda, Aplysiida, Aplysiidae. The record is from RefSeq and is a predicted model, not a curated record.